AUGACCAAUUAUUAUGUUGUGAAUACCUUACCAACAACAACAAAUGUACAACCGCGAGCCGGAAUCAUUAAAAUCGAAUCGAAUAUUAUGAAAUACAAACAAGCUCUUAUCAUUGCAAAUUGGAUCGAAAAAAAAGACGCAAACUUUACUCGUAUUGAUUCUUCAUCAAAAAUACUUGGUGCAUUUAAUCCAAUAGGAUUUGAGGAUAAUGAUAUAGGCCAAUGGUAUAACACACCACAUAGUUUUUACUUUUCUUUUGAUAAUGAAUUUGAUUUACAAAAUAUGAGAAUUAGUUGUGUGAAAACUAGUUGCGCAUUUCAUGAGUAUCGCAAUUGUGGGUUAAAUUUUGGAAAUAGUUUUAGGGUAGUUUAUCAAAUUUUAAAAAUCCAUAAAACGAAGCAUUAUGAAAAUGACUUAAAUUCAACUGGAAUUUAUCAAAUUAAAGAGAUGGAAGUCCUUAGCUUUAAUAUGAGAAGAGUAAAUAAUUUGGAUUCGAAUAAAGCUCCUGACUAG
Funneliformis mosseae is the source of this 513-nucleotide messenger RNA. Lineage: Eukaryota; Fungi; Glomeromycota; Glomeromycetes; Glomerales; Glomeraceae. The record is from the annotation of a GenBank genome assembly.